UAUAGUCUUUGUUCUAACCUGAAAAUAAAUAGUAACGCUCGUUAGAGUAAUGAUAUAAUUUUUAAGGCUUUUAAAGAAUAGAAUUAAAAUAUGGCAGUCGCCUGCUUGUUACGGAGGGCAUUUAUAGGCGGACCUUUAUAUUCUGCUGCUUCUUUACGUUUUGCGUCGACACAGCAAGAGAAAAAGGUGUUUUUUGAUGUUUCCGCUGAUGGUGAACCUUUGGGUCGAAUUGUUAUGAAACUUAACACCGAGGAGGUCCCAAAAACUGCAGAAAAUUUCAGAGCUCUAUGUACUGGCGAAAAAGGAUUUGGUUACAAAGGAUCUUCAUUUCAUAGAAUAAUACCAGAUUUUAUGUGUCAAGGCGGCGAUUUCACCAAUCAUAACGGCACAGGUGGGAAAUCAAUUUACGGCCGUAUGUUUCCUGAUGAAAACUUUAAAUUAAAGCACACUGGUCCUGGCGUCUUGUCUAUGGCUAAUGCUGGACCCAAUACUAAUGGAUCCCAGUUUUUUAUAACCACUACAGCUACUCCUUGGCUUGAUAAGAAGCAUGUUGUAUUUGGACAUGUUGUUGAAGGCUUGGAUGUUGUUAGGAAAAUGGAAGGGUUAGGAUCAAGAAAUGGUAAACCAUCAAAAAAAGUUGUUAUAAGUGAAUGUGGUGAUAUGGAUUCGACUAUCCUGAAAAUGGAAGAAAUUGAUACCAAUAAAAGUACAGUGUAAAAUA
Messenger RNA from Leptidea sinapis, 721 nucleotides. Its product is annotated as peptidyl-prolyl cis-trans isomerase-like. Gene Ontology annotation, biological process: protein peptidyl-prolyl isomerization; protein folding. Bases 91 to 717 code for a protein of 208 amino acids. Gene Ontology annotation, molecular function: peptidyl-prolyl cis-trans isomerase activity. NCBI's taxonomy places the organism in Eukaryota, Metazoa, Arthropoda, Insecta, Lepidoptera, Pieridae. The record is from RefSeq and is a predicted model, not a curated record. The transcript is spliced from 2 exons.